Molecule: messenger RNA, 2715 nt
Organism: Osmia lignaria (orchard mason bee)
Lineage: Eukaryota; Metazoa; Arthropoda; Insecta; Hymenoptera; Megachilidae
Biological process (GO): regulation of DNA-templated transcription
Cellular component (GO): nucleus
Molecular function (GO): cis-regulatory region sequence-specific DNA binding; DNA-binding transcription factor activity
Source: RefSeq, a predicted model, not a curated record
CAUUUACAAGAUAAGGAUUUAAAUCCAUUCAACUUACUAGUAUAAAUCAAAUUAUGGCGUUUUUAUUGCUGGGAGCGCUAUUAUUAGUUAAAAACGUGAUAUACAUAUAUACCAUACAUUAAAAUGAUAACGUUUAUAAAGAUAAGAGACACACCGUCCUUAAAGUUAAUUCCAAUUUGGACAUCUUACUUCAACGAAGCUGUAUGUCGGUCGUAUAUAUGCAUAUGUAUGUACAUACAUACAGCCCUGAAUUUAAGGGUUUUAUCGUCCCAAAUGUGCAUGCGCAAAUAUCCCCUCUAGUUUGAUCGGGACAUAUAGAUGCGUGCGCAUCACACCGCGAUAGCAGUUGAAAUACGAAACAAGGGAUAGUCGCACUUCGUGGUGGAUCAUGUAGAUAUUCCAAUAACGUCUGAUCGCAAGGUGAUUUCGUGUACAAAGUGGAGGUUCACAGACCGCAUGCGAAAAGCAAUUAGUAUCAAUUGAGAACCUGUGUGCAAUUCGCGAUGAACUAUCCUUAAAUUGUGUAGAAAGGUGGGUACGUUCUCUAGUUUUCUCCGGCUCCGAUCAUAGACGAGAAACUUUCAAAGAAUAAGCUAAGCACUUCAUCAAUGAAUCGUUCAAAGUCUCUAAACAAUUAUUGUUUCUUUGCUGACAACGGGACCUCGUGAUGAUAGUCAGAAAUUUUACGUUGACUUGUGCCUUUUUGAAGAUUGCAAAAUAAUUCGUCGAAAUCGUAAGACAGAAUAUCGAGCAUGAUCGGACCGUCUUCGGGUACGGGAGGCGUUUCGGAGCACGAGGUGUCGGACAAUCAGUCCAGAUCGGGGAAGAAGCGCAUCUUUGAAGACCUGGACAUCGAGAACUUCUGCGAGGAGGUACAGAACAGUCGCAAGCGGUACCAGUAUCAAGAGAUAGAAACUCCGAUGGAAAUGGUCGCUUCUAAUCAAGGGAUAAGCGACACUGCAGCGUUUUUCUCACCAUUAUCUAGUCAGGAAGUCGUGGACGAGUGUCCAGUAGCACGAUUGGAAGUUCUAUUGGUGGACGGUACGAAUUACACUUGGACAACCGUCUCUGAACUGGAGUCUCAGCAGAACGUUACCGAAGUUGCGACCUCCCCCUCUGCGUCUUCCUCUUCCUCGGAGCACCGUCAGGAACAGGUGAUCCAGGAAGUGCAGAUAGAAGAAAUGAGCUACCCAGUUGGCUCCGAUUACUGGGAAUCUGUUGUCACGGUGCCUUCAUUGAAUCUACCACAGAAUAAAAUUGGAGGAUCUUGUAACGGCCAACAACAGCAACAACAGUUUGACGAUCAAGAGACUGGGAACCUUUCCUGGUUGCUGGACUUCAAAUUGGACCCCUUCAUUGAAGCUGCGGAUGAAAAGUCCACCGCGACACCCGCCAGAAACAAUUAUAUUGGGAACAAGGCAAAAAUAAACGGUCGUUCUUACGGAUCUCUCUGUAGCAAUGACGUUAAAAGAAGUUACAAUGAGAAUGGCUCGUCGCAUCAGGAUUUGAAUCAGAGUUACUCGAAUUUCGAUAACAGAAACUUUGCCAGUUCACGGUGCAACGGGCCGAAGAAACCACCCUUCACGUACACAGAACUCAUUGAACACGCUCUUCGGGAAAGGGGAGAACUUACAGUAUCAGCAAUUUAUCAGUGGAUCUCUGAGCAUUUUCCUUAUUACAAAAGCAACGAUGAUCGUUGGAAAAACUCGGUGCGGCACAACCUUUCGAUAAAUCCUCACUUCAGAAAAGGAUCAAAGGCACCUCAUGGAGCUGGACACUUAUGGGCUAUUGCAAACAGAUCCGGAGAUUCUAGACCCAGACAAACUAUCAACACUAGUUCUUCCAUAAAACAAGUUGUUAAGAGCGCUAUAGAAGCUGAGAAUAAUUGGAAAAAUAUUAGUCAAAUCAAUCCUAUAGAUGAGGUGGAAGCUGCAACUGCCAGCAUUAUACAACAGCCUUCCGAGGAAGAGACUGAGAACAUAGUGAAUUCUGUAACAUUGGAACAUUGUGCAGAGGAAAUCCUAAGUGGUAUAAAAAAAGAAGUGGAAGUCCAGUAUCUUGUUCCUAUGAUGGUUUCCAACAAUGAACAUAAUUCCACUCAAUCUGAUCAACAAACACAAGAACUUCAUUAUCCAGUAAAAGAGAGUGAUUUUCUUAAUCCAGUGUCCAAGGAAGUAGUGGCAGAAGAAUGUGGAUUAAUAAGCGAAGGGUAUUUAGUUACAGACUUAAAUCCCACAACCUUAGGUCUGAAUAUAGUUGAACCAGAAAUUAUCACACCGGAGAAUCUAUUUGGAGAAGAAUUAAGUUUUCAGUUUUACGAACUGUCCUCUCCGUCACAGAUUCAAUCGGCCUGACACACCGAAAAAAAUAAAGUACGAUUGAUCGUGAUCGAUGAGUUGCAUGUACAAAAUAUUCAGGAUUUAUAUCAAACUGAAAACGCCGAUGUUACUAAAAUCAAAGAAUUUCAACAGGUUUUUAUCGAUCAAAAAUCAUCCUCGGUUUGUGAACGCGUCACCGGAAAUUGUGACGCAUCUUCGAUAGCUGAAAGCUGAUUUUUUUCAAUAGUGCUGCCAUUUAUAUGAUGACCAACAGAAAGUUCGGUCUAAUUUAUUAAUGUCUGAAUUGUGCCUGAAUAUGUGUCUUACUAAAUCAUUUACUGCUAUAUAUUAGUAUAAUUCCUUCUAGCUCUUGCAGAGUAACAAUGUAACGUUUUUU